GUGCGGGUUUCCUCCAUAUUUCUUGUUGUCGGCAUGCUGCAUGUGCCUCCGCAGCAUGUAGGAUUAUUUAAAGCUGUAAAUGAGCGCGUUGGUCAGCACGUUUAAGACUCGCUGUUACAGGUUUAGCCGAGGUAUCAGAGAUCCAGCAUGGAAGUGGAAAAAGAUUUUUUAAACACGCCUCUAAUGAAAACGGUGCGUUUUGGAGGCAGUGUGGUCAACGCAGUGGCCAAGCUGAAACAGGGAGAUACAAGUGAUUUUGAGCUGAUAAAGCAUCAACUUGCUGACCCAGAUAUUAAGGAUGCUCAGAUCAUUAACUGGCUGCAGGAGUUCAGGACCUGCGUCACGCAGCUCGGCAAAGAACACGAGCAGUUAAUCUACUGUGUUUUGAGGCUGCCAUGGCUCGACCGCAGUCCAGCCGUGGCGGAGGAGUAUCUGGCGUUCCUCAGCAGUCUGAUCUCCGCGCAGACCGUUUACCUUCGGCCGUGUCUCAGAACGCUCAUCUCCAGUUUCACACCGAGAAGAAUAAAAGUCCAGGAAGGAAACGUGGAUAUUUCGGAUUCAGACGACGACGAUGAAAACCUGCCCAGGAUAUUCGACCUGUGUCAUCAGGCCCUGCAGAUGAUCGCCAGAUACGUCCCAUCUACCAGUCGGUUCCUGAUGCCAAUCCUCAACGAUAACUUUCCUUUUGUGCAGAAAUCAUCCCGAACAUUGGAAUGUUAUGUCCAUAACCUGCUGAGGAUCGCGGUGUAUAUCCCCACUCUGAGGAGAGACGUGCUGGAGCUCAUCGUCAGCAAAAUGCUCACGCUGGACGUGAGCGCCCCCCGUGGCGAGAUUGAGGAAGUGGAGAGUUCAGGCCAACAGAACCAGAGCGCGGAGUCUCAGGAGGAUUUCUUAUUCGACAUGGAUGAUGAUGAUGAUGACGGCGACGACUCUCCUUUGAAGACCUCGCAGUCUGUGGAUGGGGCGCUGAUGCUUCAUCCCGUAGCUGAAAGACUGGACACGUUAAUGGGCAUCCUGCUGGCCUUCAUUAAAGACAUGUGCCAUGUUAAUGGUGUUCUGGACGUGGAGAGGGCUAAAGGUGUGUACAGAGACCUGGUGGGUGUGUUUGAUAAGCUGGUGCUGCCCACACACGCGUCCUGCCACGUUCAGUACUGCAUGUUCUACCUGUGCAGCUUCCGCCUGGGUUUGGCGGAGGCGUUUUUGGAUCACCUGUGGAAGCUGCUGCAGAGCCCCUCCAGCCCUGCAGUGAUAAGGCAGGCCGCCGCCGCAUACAUGGGCAGUUUUCUGGCCAGAGCAAAGUUCCUGCCCAUUGCAACGGUGCGCGUGUGUCUGGACCUGCUGGUUCCGUGGCUCCAUCUGUACAUAGAGAAUCAGGACUCGGGUUCUAAAGCGUUUUGUGACGUUUCUCUGCACGGCCCGUUCUACGCCGCCUGCCAGGCCGUCUUCUACACGCUGAUCUUCAGACAUAAAGCCAUCCUGGAGGGAAACAUGAAGAAAGGUCUGGCGUAUCUGCAGAGUCUGAAUCUGGAGCGGAUCGUGAUGAGUCAGUUAAACCCUCUGAAAGUCUGUCUGCCCGCCGUCACCAACCUGUUCGCCGCCAUCACCAGGAAGUAUCAGCUGGUCUUCUGCUACACCAUCAUCGAGAGGAAUAAUCGUCAGAUGUUGCCGGUCAUCAGGAGCUCAGUGGGCGGAGACUCGUUAUCCACCAAUACGAAUCCACUGGACACGUUUUUCCCCUUUGACCCCUACCUACUGAAGAGGUCUGGAAAGCUCAUUGAACCGAUCUAUCAAGUGUGGGAGGAGCCAUCGGACUGUAUGGUGGACGCUCCAAAGAAAGAUAUUAGAAAGGGUUCUGCGGAGGAUGAGGACGAUUUCCUGCAGGGCGAAACCCCUCAGGGUGACGUGAUGAUGGGCGUAACUCCCGGCUCGUUUGACUCUCACCUGCGGAGCCCCAGCAGUGUGGGGUCACCACCGAUAGCCUUCCUGCAGCGGCCGUUCUGACACACAUACUCACAUUUACAGACAUGCAGUUUGCACAGUGCUGAUUGGUGGGGAAUAAACUCCAUUAAUUCUUGGCCACAUGCGCCUCCGUUAGCUCCAGCGCUGGAACUGAAGGCAGAACAGCUCGUCGCUGUCUUAAGAGAACCUCUAGGAAAUGUUAGGUUUAUAGAAGAGGGGAAAAAAUCCAUACAGUCAUAUGCAAAUGUUUCUACAUCUCUGGUCAAAAAUGCUUUGUAGAUUUUCAGAUUUUUAAAUUUUUAGUGCACAAUUUAAGUCUUAAUUUAUUUGCUGAGUUUAACAUAUUGGGGGGGAAAAAACCAUAAAAGAUAUAAAAAAUAUAAAAUAUGCUGUAACUUUUUCACAAUCCACAUUUUGUUUUAUUUUUCUCCCGAUAUGUUACAUUCAGCAACUAAAGGAUAAUUGUGUAUUAAAAUGUACAGAAGUGUGUCUCUGUAGGGGAUGUUACUUAUUAACUUAUUUACGCUCAGAAAAUCACUUAAAAAUCACUUUUUUUUUUUUUUUCAUAAUCAGAAAAUCAAUAAGUUGACCAGGGGUGCACAAAGUUCUGCAUACAACUGUAACUUUGUAACUGUGACUUCAAUGUACAUCAAUGUAAAGUUUAUUCAUUUCAAGUAUUUUUUUUUUCAAUAAUUGUUCAUCUGAAAGGUUCCCAUAAUGGAAAGUACAGUCAUUUUUAAAUAGAUGAGAUAAAAAAAUAACACGCAACACCUUCUUUUAGGUUCUAGGUAGUUAACAGAGCAAGUCUGAGGUGCAAACUCCAGAGUACUAGAAAACUAUUUUAGAAUGAUAGUACAUUCUGAGACAGCUUAACUAAACUGCACUGAAAUCCCCAGCAGGUUCUAGAUAUUACUCGAAUAAGUGUAAAGUACAAAUUCCAAAGUGCUGUGUAAUAAUGGUGCAUAACAACUAAUUAAAUUAUACUAAAAUGACUAGCAGGUUCUAGAUAUUAAGGUACUAAUACUGAUAAAGGAAAACCAACUCAAUUAUUUGAAGUAAUAAGGUGGUAAAUAGAAUCAGACACUGAAUUUCAGUCUAAUCACGUUGAGUUGAUUCUCUAAAUGAAAAUAAGUGAACACAUCAUCUACAGAGAACACAGUAAAAUAUGAUGCACACAGUUUGAACAUACUGGAAAAAUACAUCAAAUUAAAAUGUGACAAGUUUUGCCCAGGCCACAUUUUAUGUUUGAGGUUAAGAUUAUUUUAUUCCAAACGUAUUAAAUUCAGCAAAUAGACAGUAAUCGUGCAUUAAAAUAUACAGUAGUGUGUCUCUGUAGAGGAUGUGUUCAACAUGGAAAAUGAGCAGGGGUGCCUAAACUUUUGCAUAUGACUGUAUGUGGCGUAGAAUAGCAGAAUAAAGUGCAACGACAGUCUUUGAAGUAGCAGCACAGCGAUAAUCACUGCUUUUGUCUUUCCAGCCCACAUUCAGACUGAGUUUAGUUUACAGGUGAUGAAUAGGUGCAGAUGGUAUAAAACCCUUUUUAUUAACGUCAUAUAAAUAUAAAAUUAUACACAAACUAAUUACAUUGCUGUGGAGUUCACACCACAUACUCACCCGGUUAAUAUCUAGAACUGAAAGGACUGUAAAAGAAAGUGUUAACCUAAUAAUGUUAUAAAUGCAAACUGCACCUUCCAGCAGGAGACCGCAAGGGGGCGCUGAUGACACACCUGACUGUGUGUGAGCACAGAACUGAGCAGAUUUGCUUUCUUUUACCCUUAAAUGCUCUGUUCAGUGCUGAAAUCUCUCUGUUUGUACUCAGUAGCAUCUUUCAGGAGGACUGAGGGUGAAAAUCACUCUGUACAGGUUUUAUUGACGGAGAAAAAGCAUAAAAACCUCAUCAACGAGCAGCUCAGCGGCUCAGCGGCUCAGCGGCGUCACUCCUGAACCUGCAGUACAGAGAAAUACAGACCACAUUCUGCUCACUCAGCUGAGCAGAUCUGAUCAUAUUUGUACUAUAUUUUCCUAUUUAUUACAUGUGGGGAAUAUUUUGAUCCUGAAAACUGCCUAAGUGAUCAUAAAGGUGUUUCCUGGAUGAUUGAUACUCGUAUAUUAGUGAUUAUAACAGCAUUAUUCAGAGGGGACGUCUGGGUCUGGGUAAUGAAACCUCUUUUAUUUGGUUUACUGCAAAUUUGUUGUUCCUGUUUUUUGAAAACCUGCACAGUAACAUUGAGACUAAACUCGAAGGUAAAACCAGUUCAAAUCUUUGUAAAUUGUUAUAUAUGUGGCUUUUUUGUGUAUAAUCGUUUUAUGAUAAUGUCAGACAGGACAGUUAUGUAAAGCAGUGAUUAUUAACCCUUUAAACUCUUAAAGGGCCUGUAUGUUCUUCAGUUCCUCACUCUAAUAACUCCACUCUUAACAAAUUAGGGUUCUAAAAAAGCGCCGUCAUAGAAGAACCAUUUUAGGUUCCCUCUCAUUUGUUUCAGUUGGGUUUCAGAUGUGGUUCUUCAUGGCAGCCGUCAUUUUGUACCGUUAUUUAAAGGGCCUGUAUGCUACGUUUUUCUUGCAUUUGUUUUUUUUCCCGCUUUGAGAUCCACUGUGUGCACCAAAAACAGCUGUAGUUCACUGUUAGACGACUCUCUUUAUCUUUUAGAAUUAAUCAGGCUGUUAAUGUUACUGUGCCUUUAAGACUGAGAUAUGUAAAUCAGCUCUGUUCUUAUUGGCUGCCCUCUAUUAUACGUCAUUCAAAAGCAUUCAGAGAUGAAACACUUCUUAUAACUUCAGCGUGAGCGGGCAGUGCUAAACUGGUGUAGGCUGAUUAGGUGGAAUAAUGUAAAUAUGUGUUUGUGACAUCACAACAAGUGAAAAUGGCCUAAUUCUACAGUUUAUGGACUGUAUGGGCUGCACA
Colossoma macropomum (tambaqui) is the source of this 4864-nucleotide messenger RNA. It is a transcript of the gene rrn3, whose product is annotated as RRN3 homolog, RNA polymerase I transcription factor. The record is from RefSeq and is a predicted model, not a curated record. Gene Ontology annotation, cellular component: nucleus. Gene Ontology annotation, biological process: transcription initiation at RNA polymerase I promoter. NCBI's taxonomy places the organism in Eukaryota, Metazoa, Chordata, Actinopteri, Characiformes, Serrasalmidae. Gene Ontology annotation, molecular function: RNA polymerase I core binding; RNA polymerase I general transcription initiation factor activity.